AGUGUUAUAUAAAUAGAAUUGAGGCCAUGCACCCCCCCCUCCCCUUUGACUAUACAAGGAACACAGUAAUCUUUAGUCAAUCAAGCGUUUGUGCAGCCAGACUCUUGUCUGCUGGAUUUUGAGUAGUGUAGCCGGGCCGUAUCAACAGCAGUGAAGGCUUUGGUGUAAACAAGUUGUCUCGCAGAGCAUCUCAGAAAACUGCUUCUCCAAGUUUAAGAUCAGGGAGAGAGGAACAGAGACGGGGGAUAGUCACAGGGGAUUGCCAUAGUCUGGCAUUUACUAAGUAACUUAAGUAGGGCAACAGAGAUAAAAACACCAGACAGCCACAGUGACUCUUUUAAUGCAUUUUUUUGAAGAAAAUGAUAUAAGGAGAAAACAUUUUCCUGAAGGGACUCAAGCUCUGUCAAAGUGGAAGUCUUGCUGAGCUGGUUAACCAGCCAAGGUUGGUGCUUUGAUAUGUUUCGUGUGUGUACGAGGACCGAAUUUCAAUAUCCUGAGUUGAAAAGAUAGUAUUAUACUGUAGUUGAGUGAGUGAUGAAGGGAGGUGACGAUGAUGAUGAUGACGUGUGGAAUGCAUCAGCAGUUAUACUGGAUAUUGACUCAGGGUCUUGGGCAGACCGUUCCCCUCUUCAUGAUGCUGCCAGCCAAGGACGACUGCUGGCCCUUAAGACCCUCAUUGCUCAGGGCCACAGUGUGAAUGUGCUGACAAUAGACCACAUUAGCCCUCUUCAUGAGGCGUGCGUACGGAGCCAUUUUGCCUGUGCCAGAGCCCUGAUAGAUGCUGGAGCCAACGUAAAUGUGACAACUAUAGAUGGUGUUACUCCAUUGUUUCAUGCCUGCUCAGCUGGCAGUCUGGCAUGUCUAGAGCUGCUCUUGCAGAGUGACGCCAGACCACAGGCCCUGGCUAUAUUCCAGCCUUCACCCAUACAUGAGGCAGUCAGUAGGGGGCACAGCAAGUGUGUGGAGGCGCUGCUUGCAUGGGGCGCGGAUGUGGAUUAUGAAAUCCCUCACAUGGGCACCCCUCUCUACAGUGCUUGUCGGUGUAAGGAGUUCAUAUGUGCCCGCAUGCUGCUUGAUGGAGGUGCAAAUGUGCAGAGAGGCACAUAUAUUGAGACUCCUCUUCAUGCAGCAGCCCAGAAAGACUGUGUAAGCAUAGUGAAGCUCCUGCUGGAAUUUGGGGCAGAUAUAAACGCACGCAACCUGGAGUAUAAACGGCCCGUAGAGGUUGCUCCUCCGGGGAGCCUUACAGAGGGCUUCCUAUUGAUUUAUGAAGCGACACCCCGUUCUCUACGUCAUCUGUGCCGUCAGCAAAUCAGGGAGAGUAUGGGACGUUCCCGACUGCAUCUUCUACCACAUUUGCCCCUUCCUAAAGCUAUGAAGAACUUUCUACAAUAUAGAUGAUAUCCUAGGCAGGCCAUCUUAGUAUUAUUAUAUAGUUAGACUUAGUAUAAUUAAUAAUUUAAAAUAAAAGCUGUUUUACCUUUUUCCAUUUAAUAAUAAUCUCUGUUGCAUGCUUUGACGAGAAUAGGCCAACGAUAUACUUGGUAUACAAAUAGCCUACUUGAAUAAUUUUAUAAACUUGUGAUCAAUACCCCAUCUUCUUCAUCUUACUUUAAUAAAUAAAUAACACAUCUUCUUCCACUUAAAACUAA
Megalobrama amblycephala (Wuchang bream) is the source of this 1652-nucleotide messenger RNA. It is a transcript of the gene asb5a, whose product is annotated as ankyrin repeat and SOCS box containing 5a. Gene Ontology annotation, biological process: protein ubiquitination; positive regulation of protein catabolic process; intracellular signal transduction. The transcript is spliced from 8 exons. The coding region runs from base 535 to 1401 and encodes 288 amino acids. NCBI's taxonomy places the organism in Eukaryota, Metazoa, Chordata, Actinopteri, Cypriniformes, Xenocyprididae. Gene Ontology annotation, molecular function: protein binding. The record is from RefSeq and is a predicted model, not a curated record.